Messenger RNA from Chrysemys picta bellii (western painted turtle), 2405 nucleotides. The record is from RefSeq and is a predicted model, not a curated record. Lineage: Eukaryota; Metazoa; Chordata; Testudines; Emydidae.
AGAUGUAUUAACCUGUGUUGGUACUAUCUGAUGUAGAUCACUGAUAAGCAGACCGCCAAGACACACGACCACUUGCAACACAGCCAUCUGAAAAGAACUGGGCUUCUUCCAUUAAGCCUAACUGAAGUGCAAAUGAUAGGGUUUAGGCUGGGGACUCUUAUUUUGAUAUGCUUGCAUAGCUAGGUGGACAAGGGAGUACAUCAGAUGUCAUUAUCUGGCAGCAGAUAAAAGUCCUUGGUCUUAUAAUACUAAGCAGAGUGCUACUAUGAUUACAGUCCGUGUCAGGGAAUGACGAUCCCUUCCGCAAAAUAUUGGUUAAAGCCCAGGUGACAACUUCUGUAGGAAUAAUCCACAUCGAGACAGCCCCUUUCCAUCGAGGUAGGGAUUCCAUUCUACCCAGGAACCUAGCCAAGAAAGUUUUUGGGGCCUAUCAUCUAAUUUUUACCAGCCACCAACCCAAAGCCCACUGUCACCUACAAAAAGCCAGGACAAUCACGAAACCUCCCCUAUGAGUGUCAAUAAUCUCCCAUCCAGGUCCUCUGUGUACCAACCAAGCAUGUUUAACUACGAGCGUCCAAAACAUUUUAUCCAGUCUCAGAAUACGUGUCAAGGGAAACUGCAGCCUCCGGGACCCAAGACAUCUGCAUUUUCAAGCAGUCAGACCAAACAGUCAUCAAUUCUAAUCCAGCCUCGUAACUCUAGCGAGCAGAAGUUUUCUUCAUCUUCAUCGCUGAGCUCCCCAAUCUUUCUCUCCUCGUCUUCCCAUAGCUCCCAUAAGGAAUCUGCAUUUCCCAUCACACCUGCAUCUGCACCGUCUCCUGCUGCCUCCUCAUCUGGGCAAAGGCUUUCAUCCAUGCAUAACCAGUCCCCUGCAGCAUUCCUCUGCUCAGUGUUGCCCUCGCAGUCUGAUUAUAAUAGCCAAGCUCCUUCUACUGUGGAAUCUAAUUACACAAAGCCAAUGUAUACCAAACAAGCUAGCACCAAGCCAACAUACAAGUCCUCAGAACGAGAGAUACAAGGAACAAAAGAAGCCCUCAUUCAAGACCUGGAAAGGAAACUGCGAGGCAAAGACAACCUUCUUCAUAAUGGAAACCAGCGGCUAACCUAUGAAGAGAGAAUGGCUCGCAGGCUGCUUGGACCAGAAAAUGCUGCUUCUGUGCUUGUAACUCAAAAUGAAGAAAAUUUGCAGAACUCACAGCAGCAGAAUUCAGAAAACACAAGACUACAGGUUCCUACGCCACAAAUCAGGAGCAGACCAUCCUCAAGAGGAGAGUGGAAGGAGCAUGGCUCAAUCCAGGAGAAGUUUUUUCAACCACGGUUUGUCCAAGUGCCUGAAGACAAAAUGACUGUUGAAGAGGGACGAUUUUGCAGGAUUGACUUCAAAGUCAGUGGGCUACCAGCUCCAGAUCUGGUAUGGUAUUUAAAUGGAAGGUUGGUCCACCCAGAUGACUUUCAUAAAAUGAUAGUGUCUGAAAAGGGCUUUUACUCACUCAUUUUUGAAGUGGUCAGAGGCUCUGAUGCAGGAACAUAUGAAUGUGUAGCCUCCAAUCGUGCUGGAGAAGCCUCCUUUACAGUACAACUGGAUGUAACUGCAAAGGAACAGCAGAAAGCUCCAAGUUUUAUCUUCAAACCACAAAGCAAAAAAGUUUAUGAAGGGGAUUCAGCCAGACUGGAAUGUCAGAUUUCUGCUAUCCCUACACCACGGAUUUACUGGAAAAGAAACAAUGAAAUGCUACAAUAUAAUACGGACCGAAUAAGUUUGUUCUAUGAUAAUCCUGGAAAGAUUUGCCUCCUAAUCCACAACGUAAAUAAGAAAGAUGCCGGUUGGUACACAGUAUCUGCAGUCAACGAGGCAGGAGUGGCCACAUGCCACUGCAGACUGGAUGUUGCAAGUAAGUGUAUAAAUGUCAAACUAGAACUUGUAUUAUGAGCUAAUGUGAUGGGUAGGAAUGGGACUUCCCCCUCAUUCAGAACAGAUCUGAGCAAAGAUCCAAUCAAGUUGUAAGUACUAGAUGGACACGUGUUCCCAAAGAUACUAUCAGACCUGCAAUACCCCAUAAAUAACUACUCAAAGCAGCCAAAGAAACGUCCCCAUUAACAGAGCACCCAAAUACACUGGGGAUGGGUACUUCACAAAUUGCAAUAUUCUGUCACCACCACUCUCUGUGCAUUUUUGUUUUUAAAUUAUCCCUAAUUCCCUUGGUAUCAAGGGGGAGGCGGGUGGGAGGCGACUAUGAUCCCCUCCAACUUCCCCAUUAGUCUUCAAUGUCUGAGAGCUAGGGCCUGCAGGUGAGCUCUCCCUCAAGGGCCUAUUCAGUUGUGCAAAGGACAACAACAGUUAACAAUUGAAACUUGGAAAUGGCAGAGAUGCUUAAUGACUUCUUUGUUUCGGUCUUCACCGAGAA